CGGAACCGAGCCGCUCACAUCUGAUACAGAAACCGAGGGAAGGUCCAACAUCCGGAUCCGAAAUGCAGCGCUCAGCGGUUAUUUUUGUCCUGGCGUUCUCCACGGCCGCCUGGGCUCUGGAUAACGGGCUGAUGAGGACCCCGCCGAUGGGAUGGUUAGCCUGGGAACGUUUCCGCUGCGACACCGACUGUCUGAACGACCCCGACAACUGCAUCAGUGAGAAGCUGUUCAUGGAUAUGGCUGACAGACUGUCGGAGGACGGCUGGAGAGAGCUGGGAUACGUCUACAUCAACAUCGACGACUGCUGGUCCUCAAUGCAGAGAGACAGUCAGGGCCGACUGCAGGCCGACCCCAAGAGGUUUCCGCAUGGCAUCGCUCAUCUGGCGCAGUACAUUCACGACCGCGGCCUGAAGCUGGGCAUCUACGGAGACAUGGGCACUCACACCUGCGGCGGAUAUCCAGGAACCACGCUGGACAAGAUCGACACGGACGCGCAGACCUUCGCCGACUGGGGCAUCGACAUGCUGAAGCUGGACGGCUGCUACUCAAACUCAUCCUACCAGGAACAGGGCUACCCAAUGAUGUCAAAGGCCCUGAACGCUACGGGCCGUCCCAUUGGCUACUCCUGCAGUUGGCCCGCCUAUCAGGGUGGCCUCCCGCCGAAAGUGAACUACACGCUGCUGGGUCAGAUCUGUAACCUGUGGAGGAACUACGAUGAUAUCCAGGACUCAUGGGACAGUGUGCUGAGCAUCGUCGACUGGUUCUUUGAUAAUCAGGACGUUCUGCAGCCCGUGGCCGGACCUGGCCAGUGGAACGACCCCGACAUGCUGAUCAUUGGAGACUUCGGCCUCAGCAUGGACCAAUCACGUGCUCAGAUGGCUCUGUGGGCGAUCAUGGCCGCGCCCCUCUUCAUGUCUAACGAUCUGCGUACGAUCAGCAGCGGCGCUCGCGCGAUCCUGCAGAAUAAGAUCGCCAUCGGCAUCAGUCAGGACCGCUUGGGCAUCCAGGGCAGACGCCUGAUCAAGGAGAAGAGCCAGAUCGAGGUGUUCUGGCGGCCCCUGGCUAAAGGAUCCAGCGCUCUGGUGUUCUUCAGCAGGAGAUCUGAUAUGCCUUAUCGCUACACAACGUCUCUGAAGGAGCUAAGCUACAAGACUGGGGUGUAUGAGGUGUAUGACGUGUUUUCGGAGCAGCUCUUGCCUCAGAUGAAGGACAGCACAGAGUUUGUGGUGUCCAUCAAUCCGUCCGGUGCGGUCAUGUGGUACGUCAAUCCUGUAGCCGAGUGGCGGAAGGAGGCGGAGCCUGCGCGGUUCAGCGAGAAGCUGAUUGGGCCAAAGUUCCACCAGCAUGCUAAUGAGGUCGACGCCCCUCUGGUGCUUUAAGCUCCGCCCAUCAAGAACGAACGACGCACUCAGGGACAUUCAGCCAAUUGGCAAUCACUUAAUCUCCUUUUUAAACGUUUUCUUGUGUGAUUUUUUUUAAUAGGUCUGUUUCUACUGAAUGAUAUUUCAACUAUCGAAUGAAUUGCUAUUUUUUGGAUGGAACUGAAUGUUUUUGCACUGACCGACUUUCCUAAGACGCCUGUUAGUGACAUCUAAUUUGUGCACAUUCAAGUUUGAAGUCAUUUUAUCAUGUAUGAAUCAAGAUGUUCAAAUUAUGAUGCUUUUGUUGAGUGUGUAAGAGCAAAAAACAACUUUGUCAGUCGCUCGCCUUUGGGCGUUAUCGAUUCUGGUUCUGAACUAGGUUAGAAACGCAUUAAAAAUCACAAUACAUUUUCAUAGUAAUAAUAAGAUCAUUUACACGGUUCCAAAUUACACUUAAAAAAUGAGUUUGUCAACAGUUUCUGAACGUUCCUGAUGACAUCUAUUCUCGUAAAUUAGUUUACUUGUGUUAUUUUGACAAUACACCUGAAAGAUUUCAUAACUUUGACUGUCACUUUUAAUGCGCUAAAAUCAAAUAAAUUGUU
Messenger RNA from Sinocyclocheilus rhinocerous, 1963 nucleotides. It is a transcript of the gene naga, whose product is annotated as N-acetylgalactosaminidase, alpha. The transcript has 9 exons. Gene Ontology annotation, molecular function: alpha-galactosidase activity. The record is from RefSeq and is a predicted model, not a curated record. Gene Ontology annotation, biological process: glycoside catabolic process; oligosaccharide metabolic process. The coding region runs from base 63 to 1379 and encodes 438 amino acids. Lineage: Eukaryota; Metazoa; Chordata; Actinopteri; Cypriniformes; Cyprinidae. Gene Ontology annotation, cellular component: cytoplasm.